This is a messenger RNA of Podarcis lilfordi (Lilford's wall lizard), 11770 nucleotides long. NCBI's taxonomy places the organism in Eukaryota, Metazoa, Chordata, Lepidosauria, Squamata, Lacertidae. The record is from the annotation of a GenBank genome assembly.
GGAAGAUUCUUCAGAAGAGAGUGAGGAGCAGCCUGCUUCACUGUCUGCUUCUUUAAAGGAACAAAAUCUUUAUUAUUGUUGUUGUUGCAUCUUAGUUUUGUUUUCCUUAGAAACAAGCAAAAUUAGGCAUUCGAGUAGAAAAAGAAGACAGAAUAUAUCAGAUCUCAUAUUUUAAGACUUAUGCCUCGUCACUACCAGUGUCAGAAAAUGGCUUAUCCAGUCAGUUUGUCUCCAAGCAAUUCUCUGUGAUGACACAAAGGACCCAGAGGAUGGGACAGUGUGUAUGUCAUCCAAAUGUUCUGACCUCCUGACAUCAUAAUGAGGUGACCAGAGAGUGCUCGGUCUUCUUUCAGAAUCCCAUUACUCUUUACCACCACUUUCUUUCACAUUUGAGCAUCAGGGAAAUUCUUCAUUGGUGGGUUGGUUUUGAGUUACUCUGGUUCCGAAGUCAACAUUACUUUGCUUUCUUAUUUUCAUACGCUUUUUCCAGAGGAGCUGCUUUUACUGUAGAGAAAAUAAGGAGAUCGCGAACCUGAGCACAAGCAUUACCCUGGUGUUGAAAACAAUUUACUGAUGUUGACAGGGCAUCCUUGUCUCUUCCAACCCAUAGUUUGUGUAAUGUUGUAUUAAGAUCUGCUCUGCUCAUUCUGCACCAAUUCUCCUAUCCCAGACAAGAGGGACCCCCUUUGCUUUGCUGUGAUGUAUGUGAACAGGGCCACAGAGGUUCUAUUUGAAGGCCGGACUUUGUUUUAGUCCUUAAUACUAGGAUGGCAGUACAAAACAUCUCUGCGGGUUUGCAAACUGUUUCAGUGCUGAAUGCUGGUGAUGCUUUCUUUCCCUCGAUGCUAUGCCAAACAAGUGUACUUCAAAAGCCACAGUAAAAAAAGAAACCUAGGCAUAGGGUAGAAAGAAAGAACUGAACUGGUGCAAGAAAAGGAGAAGAAGGGUAUAUUCACAAUGUCAUUCCUUGCAAAAUGUAGUCACAGAAGGGGAAUCCUCUAUUCUGCUGAAGCAUAAUGAAGAACCGGCUGUUCUGUAUUAUUUCAUUUCUUCUAUGGACAUGCUGCACAUUCCAACAUGGUAAGAUAUUAAGUCGAAAGACAAACAUUUCAUGCAGUGAAAGAGCAGGCACGCUCUCUUUUUAAAAAGAAAUUAUUUAUUUCAGAAGACCUCUAGAACUAAGGCUAGGAGCUAAAUUCAGGUCUGUGUUUUUGUCCGUUAAAGCUGUGGCAUUCUGCCAAUAAUUCCAUCAAUAGUUCCAAGAAUAAUAUGGUGUGGUGCUAAGCUGGUUUGCAUGAAUUUGUGUUUGCAGGGCCAAUUGAUAGGUAAGGACAGGGUAUACAAUGUGUUGCCCUCCCUAUGUUGUGGGACUCCCACACCUAUCAACCCCAACCAGGUAGAUCAACAUAAAGAAAUCACAGGAUUCCAGCAACAGCUGGAAGGCAUUCAUCUUUAAUUUUUUUAAAAAUAGAUUUUAACGUAUUUUAAAUUGCUGCAACCAGUCCUGGGAUCCGGUCAUAAAGGCAGGUAAGAAAUAUAAUUAUGAUUAUGAUUGCCCUGGGUUAGAAAUUUAGGUGUAGUGAUUAUAUUACAUUUAUUGAACAGAUUUUAUUAUUAUUAUUACUAUUGAAUGAUUCUGCUCUUAUUUGUGAAAUCUUGUGUUUAUAUCAACAAAAUGCUUUGAUAUAUAGGGCAUUUUGUAUGCCACUGCUGAUAGUAAUAUUAAUAAUAAUUUUAUUAUUUAUAUGCCGCCCAUCUGACUGGGUUGCCCCAGCCACUAUGGGCAGGUCCCAACAAAAAUUUAAAAACACAAUAAAGCAUCAAAGCUUCCCGAUACAGGGUUGCCUUCAGAUGUCUUCUAAAAGUCAGAUAGUUGUUCUUUUCCUUGACAUCUGAGGGAGGGUGUUCCACAGGGUGGGUGUCACUACUGAGAAGGCCCUCUUGCCUGGUACCCUGUAACUUCACUUCUAGUAGUGAGGGAACCUCCAGAAGGCUCUCGGAGCUGGACCUGUGUCUGGGCUCAACGAUGGGGGUGAAGACGCUCCUUUAGUAAACUUUAACUUUUAGUGGUGUUGUAUUAGCUAUACAUCAAUGUGUUGCUAUUGCUGUAAUUCUGAUUUUUGUUGUUGUGAUGGUUGGUGUUGUGAUGUAUUGUUCCCAUUGCUGUUAAAAACAAGAGAGGGCAUUAUUUGAAAACACUGGAAUCCAAUGGAAUGACAUUGAUAUCAUUUGGAUGCGCCUUAAAAAGUGAGUGAGCCAAGGAUGCUAAUGCCUAGAGAAAAGAGCUGGUGUGGAAGUGACCUUUGAUUUGUAUUCAGGAACUUACAGCUUUGAUCAAUUAUCAUUCUACUUUGAAAAGGAUUUUUUCUUUAGUGACUGUGAUGAUGCUAAAUGCAAUUUCAGUGUGCACACCUGACAUUGAUUUUGGAGUAAUCAUAGAGAAUAAAAGAGCUCAAUAUCUGGAACGUGACCGGUUACAGUACAAGUGCUUCCCUGGGUAUGACUUGGAAGGGUCUGGCUGGAUAACAUGUAAGGAAGAUGGAUGGACCCCUCGUCCAAAGUGUUUUGGUGAGUGGACUAUUUUUGUCAACUUUUAAGUAAUGUGGAUAGGACACACUGUGAAACUGGAUAACUCCAGCAUUUGUGGAUCAUAUGCACUUAUCUCAAAAUAAAAUUGUAUUGUUGGAAUUGGAUUGGAUAUAGCACAACCCACCCACCCCAUAACAAUGUACUUUUAUUGGGUAGCCACAAUUACAGGAAAUGGCUUUAACUGGCUAGCCAAACCAGGUGAGGGUAGCCAAUGGGUCUCAAACCCGCAGUGAGCUACAUGUGAAGACAGGCUCUGGUGGAUUAAGCAUACAAGACCAAUAGUGGGUCCAACUGUCAAGAAGGUUCUGCAUGUGCUGUAGAUGGGGCUUGUCAACCUGGGGAGGUAGCCUAUCUAGGAGAAGGAAAUCUCUGAUCCUAAACUUCCUCUGCCUUGUGGGAUAUCUUCAAGAGAAGAAAAGGCUACAGAGAUCCAGAGUGGAGUCCCUUAGAGGGUUGGCAGUCUCCUUCCAGGAACUCUUGCAGCCAAGCUAGUGCCACACAUAUUGCUCUGCUUUCCUUUGGACCACAUCAGUGAAGCCAAGAGGCCGGUCUUGUCAUCUGGGCAGCCCAGGACCUCCAUACACACUGCCCAGGCUUGCACCCCAGGGAGGUCAUUUCGGUGCUGCUAAUGUAGCAGUUUGACUUAGCUUCCAUCUGAACAUAUGUAGGCACUCUACAUCAGGGAUGGGGAACCUGUAGCCCUCCAGACGCUGUUGGACAACGCCUAAAUUCCCUGACAUUUGGCCCUGCCAGCUGUGACUGAUGUUCAGCAACAUCUGGAAGACCACAGGUUAGCCACACCUGCUCUAGGUGAUCAGGACUCCUGGUUUUAUAGAAGUAGCAAUUGCAUGGAGUGCUAAUGCUAAAUGUGCACAGGGAUUGAUUUGAAAAGGUUGCCCUGAAUGCCUAGAUCAGGCUUCCUCAACCUCGGCCCUCCAGAUGUUUUUGGCCUACAACUCCCAUAAUCCCUAGAUAGCAGGACCAGGGGUCAGGGAUGAUGGAAACUGUAGUCUCAAAACAUCUGGAGGGCCAAGGUUGAGGAAGCCUGGCCUAGAUGUUGAGGGCUAGGACCAAUGGACCAAUGAGGCCGAAGGGAGCUAGAAUCCAAAUACACUUGGAAGGACAAGAGAAUAUGACAAUGUGACAAGAGAAUAUACCAUACUUUUCCAUGUAUAAGACUAGGUUUUUUUACUUUAAAAUUACAGUGGUACCUCGGGUUACAUACGCUUAAGGUUACAGACACUUCAGGUUACAGACUCCGCUAACCCAGAAGUAGUACCUCAGGUUAAGAACUUUACCUCAGGAUGAGAACAGAAAUCGCACAACGGCAGCAGCGGGAGGCCCCAUUAGCUAAAGUGGUGCUUCAGGUUAAGAACAGUUUCAGGUUAAGAACGGACCUCCGGAACGAAUUAAGUACUUAACCCGAGGUACCACUGUAAUCUGAAAAGGGCUAUAAUAUAAAAAAUAUCAUUUGAACCCAAGUUAAUAUGUGGGUUAAUUUUCAUUCAGAAUUGAGCAAAAGCUGGAUGUCAUUUGUAGGCCAUAGAUUUAUAAGCUACUCGUAGGGAUGCAAUUAAUCUAAAGUCAGACCUGGAAGGCUGAAUAGGAGAAGCCAAUUCCAAAGAUGACCCCGUCUCUUUCUUCCUUUUCUUUCAGCACCCUGCACUAUCACAAAACAACAGCUGGAAGCCAGAAACCUGCUUUUGUACGGUGGGCAAAAACAUUCAGAAUUGAUUAAAAAUGCACAUACAUUGGAAUUCAUAUGCGUGAAAGGAUACAUAAUAAUCUCUCCUUCUGUGAGAACGUGCAUUGAUGGGAACAUGGAUCUGCCAUCCUGUAACCCUGUUGGUAACUGUAUUGAUAAUGCUAUUUCACAUCAGUUGGGGGGUUUAUCUGAAGGGCAUGGGGUGUGUGUUUCUGCUGUGUUUGAGCUGGUCUGCUGACACCAUCAAAUUUUGGCUCUGCUUUUGCCCACAUUCAGUGCAAAAUGGGUCUUUGCUUUAUGCAGAAAACCCAUGAGCCCAUCACCUUCCAGUUUAAAAGCAUCUCCCCGUACCUUCUCCCAUUUGCUUGGAUAGCCUCUAAAUCCCUUAAUCUCCUACCAAUGAGCUGAAAUCAUCAUCAUCAUCAUCAUAAUGAUCAUUGGAUCCGGCUGUUGUUGUUGUGUAAAAUGACCUUAAUAAAAUCCUAUUGGAUUGCUUACACAAACCACUGCUGGAUGCCUAUGGAAGUGAAAACAAACCUUUCUAAGUGAGGAUACAUAAAUUCAUCUGCCUAGUUUUGUUGUCACCAAAGCCAGGAAAUACAAGCUACAGUGGUACCUCGGGUUAAGAACUUAAAUCGUUCUGGAGGUCCGUUCUUAACCUGAGGUACCACUUUAGCUAAUGGGGCCUCCCGCUGCCGCCACCACACAAUUUCUGUUCUCACCCUGAAGCAAAGUUCUUAGCCCGAGGUACUAUUUCUGGGUUAGCGGAGGCUGUAACCUGAAGUGUCUGUAACCUGAGGUAUCACUGUAUGUAGUUGCAGUGUCUAGGUUUUUUAUCAUUUUACCUCUGGGAAGGAGGAACAGGGUAAGAAGAGGAUGGGAGUCUGGUGAGGCAUUUAGCUUGUGAGCUGCUAGCUCCCCACCCCUGCAUAAUAGUGGACAUGGAUAUGAUAUGGAAACAAACAAGCUCAUACCUUCCAGCAUUUCUCCAAUGAAAAUAGGGAUGCUCAAUUCAUUAAUAGUAAGUGUAAGAGUAGUAGUAAUAGUAGUAGUAGUGGUAACAACAACAACAACAACACCUCAGCCACUCUGGGCAGCUUUCAACAUACAUAAAAGCAUAAUAAAAUGAUACAGGGCUGCCUUCAGAUGUCUUCUAAAGGUUGUACUGUAUAGUUACUUAUCUCCUUGGCUCGGGGGUCACGUAACUCCAUACUGUCUGAUGAAAAUAGGGAUGUCCUAAGGAGAAGCAGGACAUUCCAGGAUUAAAACAGAAACCAGGACAGCUUCUGUAAAUCCAGGACUGUCCUUAGAAAAUAGGGACACUAGGAGGGUCUGCAAGCUACCUGAGACAUGUGCAGAUGUUUUAUAUUAACCUUGUCAGGUGGAAGCAACCAAAGGACGAUUGCUACUCUGGUAGCAUUUAAAUCAGACUUUUGCCAUGAUCAAAAUUCACCUCCCUUUCCCUCACAGAGCCCUGUGCUAUCUUACUCAAUGAAACAGGAAGCUAGUAAACAGAAGAAUGUAUGAGAAUAUUUUUUUUAUAGUGCACUCACCUUGAUGAUUCGAUUGCAAACCAGAACAUGUCAUUUCGAAAACCUUUCCACAUCUGUUUUUACAUGCCACUGCAAACCAAAGUGUAAUGUGCAUUUAGUUUGAACUGGCUGGUAGGGACUGUGCCUCUUUUCAUGAAGUCACUUUUGGCAAUGAUCAUAUAUGCCUUCAGAUUGGAGACCACAGGUGUUAGAGAUUUAUGGGCAACAGAGGUGUGGCACAUGCCUCCAGCAUCACACAGAGAUGUUAGAUGCUAGAAAGGGCAUUCAUAAGAUAACUUACCUAUUCUACCGUUAUAACAUAUGUUAUUCCAUUGGGUCAUUCCAGUGUCUGACCAAGAGACUUCCAUCACUGGUGACAUCCCUGCCGGUGCCACCACUUCCAAGAAUCUGCUGCUGCUAGCAUCAGAUCUCUCCACACCAGGUACCAGAAUGAUGCAAUGCCCCCUGUUACCCAUUAGGCUGCAAUAGGGAUGGACCGAUCUGCCAGUCUCUCAGUUUCGCAUUUUUCUCAGUCCUAAGUUCAUGGGGAAAAAUUAAGCUGAGAGGGGUGUCAGGCAAGAAGGGAUUAAACAGCCCUCCCAUAUUGCCGCUGCUCCAGUCAAAUUUGCAGUCCCCUUCUUGUGCAAUUGAUUUUCAUUUAAAAAAAACACUGGAAGAUCAUAUCACUGAUCUCCAUUGCAAUGCAUUUUGAGCUGAGGCUAAGUGCUUGCAGGAUGGCAGCCACUGUUGAUUGCUGGGGUGGCUAGUUUGCAUUCUAGAAUGAUCAUUUAAUUGUAAAAGCCAUGUGGUGGUGGUUAUAUGUUGCAACUACUGAGCGGUAUUGAGGAAGACAUUAACCGUACUUCCUAAAAUUCCUUUUUCUGUUUCACCACAAGUGAUGUGCACUGCCCCAGAAAUAGGUGGCGGCAACUUCUUUCCUGUAAAGAGUCAGUACAAAUUUGAGGAAGUGAUCUCUGCUAAAUGUAAUCAGGGAUAUCAGCUGGAAAGCCGCAAGAGCUCUUUUAAAUGUACAAAGUAUGGCUGGUUACCAUCUCCAAAGUGUGUACGUAAGUAAUUUUCAUGUUGUAGUAUUUUUUUCCCCAUGUAGUGUUAAUCUCAAUGACUGAUAAUGGAAUCUGUUUUGCGUGUCGAGGUCCCCAAGCCACCCCCCAAAUAACUCACAACGCACACUUAAUUUUUGUUUAAGGUUUUUGGCAUAAUUUUGGCCACAACUUUAUUUAAAUACAAAACCGUGAGUCGUUGUUUAGGCAUUGGUUAAGACUAUCUGUCCGCCCGCCUGGGGACAGAACUGACUUCCGGGCACCACCGAAAGACAGUGCGGGGGAAAGCAAGUCGGAGAGAAAUGGAGCUGGGUCACAGACCCUCAAUUCUCAUCCGCAUGCUCCCCGAAGGCUUGCCGGCCCUAGUCCCAUUCCAGGGAUUGGACGAAAAGAUGGCAAGCCCCAGGAUUCCUUUAACGGAAUUCCCUUUCCGCAGCAACCAUGGAGGGGCAGGCCCAGCCUAUCCUAACCCCUCCUCCACCAAUUUAUAACCAAUGCCUAACCACAACCUUACAAGUUGUGACGAUUUGCUACGCAGUAGGCAAAAACCAAAUGGCCCAGCCAAUCAGCCAGAUGGACAAAAUUCCUACCAGGCCCCUGCCCCAGCGGCAGACGACCCCAUGACAGGCAUAGCAAGGUCAAUGCAACAACCCCUUACUCAAGGGCGGGUGGGCGGGUGAUCCGUUGCACGCAGCAAGAAAGCUCCAGGCUGCGUGCAGAGUAUUUAAACAUUUUACCCCUCCCACCAAAAUUGCAACAUAACUUUUACCCCAGCAACCCGGUGAACCAAUCACUGCCCCAGGCCAUCUUUAGAGACCCUGCCUGGUAACAGAGGGGUGGCUCAGCAGACCCCACCGCAACACGUGCUCUCCAUGAAGGAGAACACGCUUUGUAUUUUUGAUGGUUUUUCAUCUACUUUUCCCCAAGGUGUGUUAUGUACUGAAGUUCUCACCCUGGGCCAGCAGGGGGAUACUGUAGAUAGUUCAGGUCCACAUAUGCAAAUAAGGGAUCGAAAGUGACGUUCAGUAAUUGGAUAGUUACAGAAAAUGGUUACUGUUGCGUUCUAGUGGAGCUCUAUAUAAGCAGGCUGCUUGAACCCUUCAGUUCAGUUCCGUUCUGACCUGUGAAUAAACAAGAGCUGUUUGAAGAAUCGCUGUGUCGUCUGAUAUGUUCACCCACAAUUUAACAGUGUGUUUAUAUCAUAUGCCAGGGCUGGCAUUCUGAAUUUGCCACUUGUAUGGUUUCAAGUACCAGCUCCUCUCUGAACCAUAAACCCCACCUCCAGUUCUUAAAUCCACUAGCACACUAAAGAAGUUGUCUAUAUGUACUGAAUUGUUCAAAGAACCCUGAAGAGAGAGCAAUGGUAUCGGCCUGGCUCAAGGCCUUACAUUCCCAAUCCAACAAACUGUGGAUACACACAGUGGAAGCCAUUUGACUUCUGAGGUGCAUUCGAAAAUGGAAGCCAUUCGAAAACCCAAACGUUCAGCAAUGGAGACAUUCAAAAACUGAGGUACCACAGUAUCACUAUACAAUUAUGUUGAUCCUCGUGGAAAACCAUUCCAGUAUCAGAGCCACAUUACAGGGACCAAUAUCAGAGCCACAUUACAGGUUCCAUAAGAAUAAUAGGAAAUAUUCACAAUUCACAGAGUUUAGGACUGGCGAGUCAAUGGGGCUAUUAGGCUAACAUUGGAAAAACCUGCAUUAACAAGCAGAAUCGAGUACCGUCAAGCAAAAUAACUGAAGGUGUUUAUCUGUUUUAACAGUCUCUGUUUUAUCUCUUUCAAAGCAAAGCAAUGUGAUUAUCCCCAUAUAGAGAAUGGAGCACUAUCUUGGUCCAACACAUACUACAGUGACGUCUAUUUUCCAAAAAGGAGGGACAGACAAUUAGUUUCAGAUGCAAGCACGGCUUUCUGCAAGAAAAUAAAAUGUACUGGUAUAGAAUUAGAUGCACCAAGUUGGGCUGGGAUCCAGAACCGAAAUGCUUCAGUAAGUGUAUGUUUCUCUUAUUCUCCUUGAGCUAAGAAGGCACCAGCAACAUUAAUGAUGGCUGCUGAGGUGCUUUCAAAGAGUUAGUCUACCUAAGAUGGAAGUAGCAUAUAAGUCAAAAGCAGGGCUGACCCGUUCUAUUUCAUCACCUGAGUCAAAACAGAAAGGUUCCACUCCCGCUCUGCUGUCACUCUGUCAAAGCCUCACUUAGUGGGGUUGCAUGGCUGUAGCUUCCAGGAUGCGGCAAGAUCUUAUGAGAGAUUGGCGAGAUAUUGCCGGAACCCAGAAGCUGGAUGCAACUGAAGGCUGCCAUAGCUCCCUGGUGCUGGCACCUUCCUUCUAUGUUUUUCCCACCUGACAUUUCAAACUUGCUUGUAAAUAUGAGCCCUUUCUUGGCAUUUCAAAUCCCUUGUGCAACAAGGGAGAUUUGGGAUGCGCGUGCAAGUCCCCACCCACUCCUUAUCACAUGGGGUUUUUUGAAUGCCUGAAUAGGGCUAGAAUUUGCAAACAUUCAUUCCAAACCUGCUUUAUGACAAUCCCUGUGUGUGCGUGCCAUUAUUCUGCAGGCAUGCCUAAAAGUGCUGAAUAUCAUCUUGGGUGUAGCAGAAUGUAGCAUUCGGAGAAUCUUGGUUCUUUCAUUUUUUAAGAAAGUAAGUUUCUUAGGAACUUAUACUAGGAAGCUGCCUUAUACUAAGCAAGAGACUCUUGGUCAGUAUUGCAUAGUGUGAUGCCGUUCAAUAUUUGGCAGUGGAUUUCCAUGGUUUCAUACAGGGGCCUGUUCCAUAGCUGCUUUCUGGACCAGGACGUCCAAAAGUAUUUUGCGUACUGUUCUCUAAUAAAGGUUUUGUACACAUUUCCUCUCUUUCCAUUCAUGCAUAUGUGUUCGUUUUGCCUUUAGGACAAUGCACCCCUCCUAAACCCUUGCCACAUGGUGACGUAAUUUACGACUCUAAGAAUAACUUCAUCGAGGGUGAUAACGUUUCGUUUCGUUGUGAUGCAGGCUAUCAACCUGAAAAUCAAGCAACGGCCACGUGUACAAAAAAUGACUGGUCGCCUACUCCAAGUUGUUCCUACAUGUGUAAGCUUUACUUGAUAACUGAUCAAUACACCUCGGAUUGUGGAUACAGCCUAUCUGAUUCUGCCUUAAACAAGCCACAUUAACUCCAUACCCUUACUGCCAUGAUAGUUCUGUACCAACAAAUUCCUUUAAUAAGGUUUUGAGGGGUCAUGGAAUAGAACUGCAUGCCUCUGGGCUGACUUAAGGCCCAUCCACGCUCCUGUUUGUCCUAUGAUUUCUAAGCAGGGGUUGGAGACGAUUUUCUUUUGUCCCACUGCUUUCCCUGGGAAAACCCAUUGUUUACUGCUGAAUCGGAACAAACACUGAUCUGCAGAAAACUCAACGAAUGUUUGUUCCGAUUCAGCAGUAAACAGCAGGUCUUUCUGGGCAAAGCGGUGGGGCGAAAGAAAAACCUAUAGGACCUAGAUAUCAAACAGAUAUGUGGACGAGCCCUUAGCUUUCAGUGUGAUCCUAUAAAUCCUUUAUUUACAGUGGCACAUUUCUGUAUUUGCACUGCAGCCCAAACAGGAAAUUAGAUUAGGUUUCAUAAAUGGUUCCAUAGCAAUCUGCUCAGAUUUAUGAGACCAGAGGCUCAGUCCUCUGGUCUAGGCAAGAUGGUUACCACUGACUUGGCUGGAUAUGAGCAAGUAGUAUAUAGCAAGAGAGGAACUUCAGAAAUGCUAUUUGCUAUUUGGCAGGAUUCUGGCCCACCCCAGUGGCUAAUCAUUUGCGACUUCCAACCUGUAUAGGCAUUGGAUUUGUUUCUUCUCUCUCCCCCAUCUGGAUGGGAAUUGGUGGAUGAUUUAUUUAUUACCUCAAAAAAGGAUUAAAAUUCCAAUAACAGUUAAAUAACAACAGGUGGCUGCUACUGCUGUGCUCCCUUAGUAGAAAUAUUAUAGCUCGCUAAACCAGUUGCCUUUCUGAAUCUCAACUGAGGGAUGAGGAGGGAUAUUCACAGCUUGGACACUAGGCUAAUGGCUUUGGGUUGACUUGCUACCAUAAGAGAUAGUGAGCAAUCAAAACCAAGACUCAGAAAUACUGAACAUGAUGCCCUGCUGAUGUUGGAUUCCAUUUCUCAUGAGCCCUCAGCAGAUCAGGGAUAUUGGGAGGAGCUCCAGGAACACAUGAAGAGCAUCAUUUUAGCUAUCCUUGCUCUGCUGAAAGGGUGCCAAUUUGUAUGAAAUAUGGGUCAGGGGGGAGGAAAGUUAUGCCUCCACAACAUUUGAAUAACAAUGCCUAUCAAUUUCUGGGAGGUAGCCCCCUCAAAUAUUUUAUUGGGGUGGGGGCGAAGGGACCUUGGCCCCUAGGAGUUGGCUCCUGUGCUCUGCUAACUGUACAGUGAGUGUUCUCAAUUCGUUCCCAUCAGCAAGCCUCAUUUCGCAACACGUUUUAGUGCUGCACGCUAGGACAGUAGUACCUCAGGUUAAGAACUUAAUUCGUCUGGAGGUCUAUUCUUAACCUGAAACUGUUCUUAACCUGAGGUACCACUUUAGCUAAUGGGGCCUCCCGCUGCCGCCGCCGCACGAUUUCUGUUCUCACCCUGAAGCAAAGUUACUAUUUCUGGGUUAGCGGAGUCUGUAACCUGAAGUGUCUGUAACCUGAAGCAUCUGUAACCUGAGGUACCACUGUAUAAAGAAUCUAACAUAUGUUGUAUUUCCUCAACCCCCCCAUUACAUUACAGCUGCAUCCAGAUUUGAGAGAAGACUUCAGUAGGUCAACCUCACCAGCGCCUGGAGAUUAAUGUAUAUAUGCUAUUUAUUUUUAUAUGAUUUGAAUUCUUUCUUGAUUUUUUUAUCGUUAUGGAUGUUGUUUGUUUGUAUUCAUGCUGUUAGCUGCCUUG